Caenorhabditis angaria is the source of this 1073-nucleotide messenger RNA. The record is from the annotation of a GenBank genome assembly. NCBI's taxonomy places the organism in Eukaryota, Metazoa, Nematoda, Chromadorea, Rhabditida, Rhabditidae.
AUGCGAUUCUUGAUUGUAUUGGUAAGUUUUUUUUUUGAAAAAAAUGAUUUAUUCUCGAGAAAUUUGAAAGGUUACUGUAGUUUUGCUAUUGAUUUGAAGGAAUUUUUGGAAAACUCUGAAUUCUUAAACACAUAAAAUAUGUCUUUGAAAAUCUGAGAGCCUUCACGGAGUUGUAACAUUUUUGGGGUUCCACCCCUUGACAUGAAACAAUUUUUAUCUAGUUUUUAGAUUAUUUUUUCUUUGAUCAUCAAAAGUCCAUAAAAAUGAGAAAUUAAUUUGUCAUCUACUUUUGCAUCACAUCAUCGUUUUUUAAUUAUUUUUCUACUUCCAUAAAAAAAUGUUCUGAGCUCAAUUCCACUCUGACCUUUUCCGUCUUUUUUUGAUUUAUGAAAUCUUCUCCUUCAAGUACCAUUAUUCUUUUUUUGAUGUCAUCGUAAAUGUAUAGAAAUCCAUUAGGGUUUGCCUUUUUCCAUUGAAAAUUGAAAAAAUACGACUACUAUAAGAUUUUGUCUUCUGUUUUGCUGUUGAAGCAAGAAAUACAAAUCCAAAAAAGAUGCUGCGAGUUGGGAAAAAGGUGGAGAUUCGAUUUGACUAAUUCGAAUUAAAAAUUAAAAAUUCAGUGAGGGAGUCAGUCUCGUGAGAAUCUAGUCUUGUAUAAAAGCAACAUUAAUGACAACAUGUAAAUUGAUAUUUAUUCGAAAUAUGUUAGUCUCUGUGGGUGGUGUUUUUUGGUUAUUCGAUCUGUUGGUCAAAGUUAACUUCCCUUGGGGUUUCUUAUCUAUCUUCACUUCAAAAAUAAAGAAAAACCACCAGAAAAGAACAAAAUAUAUUUCUAACAUUUUUAGAUAUCCUUCAUCUUUCUCAUAAUCUCAUCAACAUUUGCGCAAGUUUCGGAUGAUGAUUCUUACUUUAUGAGAUUACGUAAGUUGGCUAUUUUCAUAGCAUCAUUCCAAAAUGUUGUUUUUUCAGAAAAAUCAAGUAAUCCAAUGAUGAAAUUCGUGAACCCAUUCCCAUAUCACAAUCCAUCAUUCCAUCUUAGAGAAGAAAACAGAAGAAAAUUCUCACCGUUCUGA